CCACAGGGGCCAGCGGUGCCAGAGGUACAGGAAGGGACCCGCUGCGCCGGGCACGGGCUCCUUCCGCUGCGCACCGGGCCGAGGUCCUCUGCCUAAACUGGGGCGCGCUGUGUCCUCAUGGGCGGCUGUCCCCUCCCCCGCGACGUGUCAGGUCCAGACACCCGAUCCUGCGCCCAGGGGCGCGGGAUCCCUCGGAUCACCCACGCCAACAACAGAGUCCAGUUUCUACACCCAUCAAGGCCUCGCCGGCUCUCCCGUCCCCACAUCCCCUCAGUUAGUUUCCCCACAGUUCGCCUCCGAGCGAUCUGCUCUCUCCGGGCGUCGUUUCGCAGCCGCACUCGGCACCCCGACACCACGAAGCUCCGCUCUGGGGGCGCCCCUACGCGUCUCGCGGGUGCACGCGCGGUCCCCGGGUCACGACACGCGCCCAGGCACGCCCGUGGACGUCCAGCGGCCGCGCCGCGCUUCCUCUUGGCAACGCGGCCGGCGCCGCGCGCUCAUUGGCUGCGUGCCGCGCGACUGACCAUUGGCCCAGCGCCUACUUUACAUAGACUCCCCUAGACCAAUGAGCGUGCGGCACCUACUUAACAUGCACGCCGCCAGCCAGUCAGCGAGGGCGGGGGCCGGGCCACCACGUGCUGUUGCUAAGCUUGCGCUUCUAAAUUGUUACUAGUGCGGCCAGCCAAUAGGCAGCGAGCUACGCAUCUGUCAACAUUCUCGGCCCCGCCCGAGCCGUUCGGUCGCUGCCCAUUGGCUUGGAUCCCACGCGUCGCCCGCCCCCGCGUCUCAGAACUCGCUCCCCAUUGGCUGUACGGGCUGCCGCUCGCCCCUAGGUGUCAAUUUGAGGGCUGGGGCGAAGGGUGGCAGCCGAGCGCAGCGCCUCUGCGUAGCCGGGAAGUGGUGCCGCCGGGCGGGCGUGCGGGGCGGGCGGCGAGCGGGGCCGGCCGAAGUGGGCCGGGCAGCGGCCGCCGCCGUCCCGGGGCGCGGCACGGGGCGAGGAUGGAGCUGAACUCGCUGCUGAUCCUGCUGGAGGCCGCCGAGUACCUGGAGCGCAGGGACCGAGAGGCCGAGCACGGGUACGCCUCGGUGCUGCCCUUCGACGGCGAGUAUGCCAGGAAGAAAACAAAGGCGGCAGGCCUGGUGCGCAAGGCCCCGAACAACAGGUCCUCGCACAACGAGCUAGAGAAGCACAGGCGAGCCAAGCUCAGGCUGUACCUGGAGCAGCUGAAGCAGCUGGUGCCGCUGGGCCCCGACAGCACCCGCCACACCACGCUGAGCCUCCUGAAACGCGCCAAGACACACAUCAAGAAAUUGGAGGAGCAGGACCGCCGGGCGCUGAGCAUCAAGGAGCAGCUGCAACGGGAGCAUCGCUUCCUGAAGCGGCGCCUGGAGCAGCUGUCACUGCCGGGCCUGGAGCGCGUGCGCACGGACAGCACCGGCUCGGCCCUCUCCACGGACUCUGAGCAAGAAGUGGACGUGGAGGGCAUGGAGUUCGGCCCCGGCGAGCUGGACAGUGCCGGCAGCAGCAGUGACCUGGACGACCACUACGGCCUGCAGGGUGACUGCGGGGGACACUGCGGCUUGUCCUAGGCCAGGCCCUGCACGACCCCACAGUCCUGCCAACUCCCUGGGCCCACUGCUGUGCCAUUCCGGAAGCUCCACGCUGCCUGCACCCCUCCCCGGGGCCGGCGGCAGGUCUCAGAUCCCUAAUCAUUCCACAAGUAUUAAUGGAUGCCAGGGGCGCUCACACCCCAGCCUGGAGCCCAGGAGGAGGCAAGCACUGCAGAAGGAGGCAGAAGGUGGUGUGGAUUCCGGGACCCGCGAAGGACGGGGUUGGGUCAGGAUCGGGUGAACACCGGGGUGCUGGCCAGGCCCCUCUGCCCCGCUGCUGGGCCCCCACCUGGCACCUCAGGGCUUUGUUCCCCCCUUAGGGAAGAUUGCUGCUCUGCUCAGGCCGGGCUCCCCCACAGGCUCCCCAGGCAUCCGCCGACUAUUUUUUACAGAGAGGGAAGGCUGGGAGGCUGGGGCGCUCCCCGCCCCCUUCCCUAUGAGAUUUUGUACUCUAUUUUCCUAGCUGUGUUGCGUCCUUGUGUGCUGAGGGGGCAGUGACCCAGCGUCUCAGGGACUCGUCCGUCUGUCCCCGUCACCCACGUGUGCCUGUGCCUGUCUGCCCAUCGUGCCCACCACCAGCAUCACCCCCAGCUCCCCUUACCCGCUCUCCUCGGGCUGUGGAAGGGGCCGCCUUUUCCCCUCUCCCAGGGCUGCCGGGCAGAGGGAGAGGCUCCUGCCUGGACGGCUGCAGCUCGGCAGCUAGGGCAGGGGUCCCAAGACACAGUCUUUGGCAGCUGAGCUGACUCUGACCCCAGGGAUGUGACCUGGCAUUCAGUGGUGCCUCUCCUGGCCACUGGUCCCUGGCACGCUCUUCCUGAGACACUCAGCAGUACUCUCAGGGGCCCCGGGUGGGGCUGCCUCCCCUUGCAGUAGGGCAGCAGGUGCCCCCCCUUAGCCCUGUGGUGGCUGGAAACAGCCCACGGGGCUCAGGCUGGGAGACUGUCCGAACAUCGUGCUGAGGGCUGCAUCCGCCAUUGGCAGCCUGUGUACCCAUGUCUUUCGGCCUUGGCCUCACCCCUAUACUGGAGGCUCUCACCGACCAAUCCCUGGGUCUCUGCAGUGGCCCUUUGGUGACCUUCUGGCAGCUGAGCCUUUGAGCUGCAGUACCCACUGGGCUGCCCCCUCGCCCCACCUCUAGCAGAGCCGAGCUGUGCCCCGGCCUGGUGCCAGGAGUUGCUGCCGUCUGCGCGGGCUGGCCUGCUGGAGGCCUGGCAGGGAAGAGCUGCCCUGAUGCUGUGGGGUCGCAGUGGGUAACUCUCCGGGGAUGGUGCCCAGGCUGCCUUCCAGGGGCACCUGGGGCCUGACUUGGGGCCUUGCGCCUCCACCCUCUUAUCUGCUCUGGACAGUCCCUAGCUGCUGGGCCACCGGCUUUGCUCUGUCCACCCUCCUGUUCUCUGGGCCUGCUGACCUGGACCCCAUCCCCACUGCCAGGCACAGGUCAUGUCUGGGUUCCAGGGCAGGCUCUGCCAGAGAAUGGGCCCCCCGGGGCCUGGUGCUGGCCACCUGGGCAUGUUACAGUCCUGGCUGGAGGGGGCCACCUGCCUCCUGUCCCCGGUGGUGUCUGUGCUGUAUUCUUGUCUUUGUAAUAUAAAUACAGAUUUUAUACCUCA
Molecule: messenger RNA, 3221 nt
Organism: Sorex araneus (European shrew)
Lineage: Eukaryota; Metazoa; Chordata; Mammalia; Eulipotyphla; Soricidae
Gene: MXD4
Product: MAX dimerization protein 4
Exons: 6
Coding region: 1000-1590 (196 amino acids)
Biological process (GO): regulation of transcription by RNA polymerase II
Molecular function (GO): RNA polymerase II cis-regulatory region sequence-specific DNA binding; protein dimerization activity; DNA-binding transcription factor activity, RNA polymerase II-specific
Source: RefSeq, a predicted model, not a curated record